AUGUUUUUCAAUGUCCAAGAACACCCAGUGCUUUUUGUGCUUCUAGUUCUCUUUCUGUGCAUAGUCGCCACGAAAAUGGCGUGUGUUCUCAUACGCUCCAACUACAAAAUCAAAAGCCAAGCAACAGAUGAGGUCAUCACGAUCUCAGCGUACACGACUGCAGCCUGCCUCUUUCUCUCGUGGGCGUGCUUCUACUUGGGGCAGGCCACUCCCAUGAUGCACCCGCAUUAA
Nematocida major is the source of this 231-nucleotide messenger RNA. RefSeq lists its product as uncharacterized. The transcript has a single exon. Gene Ontology annotation, biological process: proton transmembrane transport. The record is from RefSeq and is a predicted model, not a curated record. Gene Ontology annotation, molecular function: proton-transporting ATPase activity, rotational mechanism. NCBI's taxonomy places the organism in Eukaryota, Fungi, Microsporidia. Gene Ontology annotation, cellular component: proton-transporting V-type ATPase, V0 domain. The coding region runs from base 1 to 231 and encodes 76 amino acids.